CUUUAACCGGAAGUUGAUAGUAUAACGUUUGCACUGGUUCCCGAUAUGUGAUUGCAUGUACUGGUUAAAAUACCCCAAAGAAACCAGAUAUAAUUUUGGAUAAUUCUUAAAAUCAUCUUUGUGUUUGCUUGAUAACAGUAUUUAUCAUGAUAAGAAAGAUCAAACAUAACACUGAUCAACUGACCGGCGAACGAAGAAAGAUACGACACGUCAGUAAUUCACACAGCACAAACAAGACAAAAUGAGGAUAAGCUGGGUUGUAAAUGGUCUGUUGAUGCUGUGUAUGGUUGUACAAGCUUGGGCUGGAGAGGAAGAGAAAAAGAAGAAAUUACAGAUUGGUGUGAAGAAAAGGGUAGACAACUGUACAGUCAAAUCUAGAAAGGGAGAUACACUACACAUGCAUUAUACUGGUAAAUUAGAAGAUGGUACAGAAUUUGACAGCAGUAUACCAAGGAAAGAACCAUUUGUAUUUACAUUAGGAGCUGGACAAGUUAUUAAAGGAUGGGAUCAAGGUUUACUUGGAAUGUGUGUUGGUGAAAAAAGGAAAUUAGUCAUUCCUUCAGAUAUGGGAUAUGGUGAUAGAGGAGCUCCACCAAAAAUUCCAGGUGGUGCAACACUUAUAUUUGAGGUAGAAUUGUUGGAUAUAAAGAGACAAGAUGAGCUGUAGUGAUAUUUCUAGUCAAAUGUUGUUUCUUUUUUUCUUUCAUUAUGUGCAGGAAAAUUGAUGUAUAGUGCUGAACAAUUUAUUAUAAUUUCUCUUGGUUUUCUUGAUGUUUAAGCUUUAUAAUGCAGUAUAGAUAUCUUAAAAAACACAAUAAAUGUAUCCCGACUUGUUAAAGGAAUAAUCAAGGCAAUUUCAGCUUAAAAAAUUAUUGUUGAAAAAGUUUUGUUUCAUUGUUAUUGGCUUUUAUGUUCAGUGGAAUGGUUUCAUUGGUCUUUAUACCAAAUAUUUAUGUAUUUUCUAUUAAUGCUUUAUUUGUAAAUCUUUUGAUAAAAAUUUGUAUACAAUUGUAAUUUUUUUAAGGUCAUAUUUUUAGUAUGGAAAUGAAAAGUCAAAAGAGAGUUCAUUAAAAAAAAAAAAAGAAUCGGUGUGGAAUGGCCUAUUUAGUGUGGAUGCAGAAAUCCAUAUGAGGAAUAAUCUGUUUUAUUCCAAGUGUAUGCUUGUGUUUAUACAUCAUGUCAUUAAACUUACAAAUUUGCCUUCAUUUAUAAAUAAAUUUUAUACAAUUAAAGAGAGACAUAAAUCAGA
Molecule: messenger RNA, 1249 nt
Organism: Mytilus trossulus (common blue mussel)
Lineage: Eukaryota; Metazoa; Mollusca; Bivalvia; Mytilida; Mytilidae
Product: peptidyl-prolyl cis-trans isomerase FKBP2-like
Exons: 5
Coding region: 242-667 (141 amino acids)
Biological process (GO): protein peptidyl-prolyl isomerization
Cellular component (GO): endoplasmic reticulum
Molecular function (GO): peptidyl-prolyl cis-trans isomerase activity
Source: RefSeq, a predicted model, not a curated record